Messenger RNA from Mucor mucedo, 834 nucleotides. RefSeq lists its product as uncharacterized. The transcript is spliced from 4 exons. The coding region runs from base 1 to 834 and encodes 277 amino acids. The record is from RefSeq and is a predicted model, not a curated record. Lineage: Eukaryota; Fungi; Mucoromycota; Mucoromycetes; Mucorales; Mucoraceae.
AUGCAUAUCAUAAAUGUACUACAGCCCGUUAUCAGUGAUCUGAAGGAUUUCUUGGCAGACAAACACGAAUUCCAGCACCAAGGACACCAUAGAUCACCAAAGAUUGCCAAAGAUCACCAAGGACACCAAAGAUUACCAAAGAUCGCCAAAGAUCACCAAGGACACCAAAGAUUACCAAGGAUACCAAAGAUCACCAAGGACACCAUCAAUCACCAUUUUCAAAUAUCCGCCAUAAGUUGGAGGGGGGAGGGGGAGGGACCCUGCUUAUUGUUUGCUAGCAAUAAGAAGGUUUUUUGCAAAUGUAUUAACAAGCACAGUCAUUCUGCCGUUAAGGAAAAAGAAUCAUCAAGAACGUUACACAACCCACAUUAUUCAUGCAUCGAGUGGCCACAGCGGUUCAGACUAGUCCCGCCUUUCAAGCAACUAACUCUUUAUAGCCGCCUGGAGCUUUAUAUUAAACCUUCUACUACUGCACGGUGUUACUUUGGUCGGAAAAUGACAGCCUCUGAUUGUAAGGGUCCUAUUAGGGUGAUUCCUGAUGAGCGUACACGAAAGCACACGACACAUCUUGGACUCCAGGUUGGUCGCUUUAUUCGAGUACUUUGUUAUCAAGUGCCAUUUGGGGUGGUCCCCGAAGAUGCCAGGUUUCCUAGGCUUUUUGCUGGAGUACUGAAUUUUGACGGUCUGUCCUGGGUAACAUCACCUUUCCCACUUGGUAUAUGUGGCAGCCCUUUGUGGUUCUUUAACAAGCUACUAAAGCGUUUUCAACAACACUUUUACCUUGAGGAGCAUAUUUCACGAAGCCCUAGCUUAAGAGCGGGAGUUGUUAGCUGA